AUGGCGUACGUACGCGCUUCAGGUGCGAAGCGACCGUCGCCGUGCCUGCACCGGACCCCGCCGGCGAGAAUCGCAUCGCACUCCGGCGGUGCGCGUGCUGCGAGCAACUGCUGGAGUGGGAUGCGUUUGCUGUGGGGCCGGCGAGCACUGCAGCCCGGCGCUGAAUCGUUUGUGCCAAUGGGCCGCAUGCUGUGCGCCACUGGCACCACCGCCACCACCUCUGAGCCCCGCCGCGAUCCGGCUCGCGGUGCUGCAGUGCACAAUGCGCCCGCGAUCCCCGCGCCAGCCACAACGCCGCCCCCACAGCCCGGUGCUCCCCACCGUCGGCGCCGCCACAACUGGGUGGCGCGGCGGCGCAAGAGCUGCGAGGCGCGCCGCGCGCGUCGGCGCUAG
Messenger RNA from Phytophthora nicotianae INRA-310, 393 nucleotides. RefSeq lists its product as hypothetical. Lineage: Eukaryota; Oomycota; Peronosporomycetes; Peronosporales; Peronosporaceae. The record is from RefSeq and is a predicted model, not a curated record. Bases 1 to 393 code for a protein of 130 amino acids. The transcript is spliced from 2 exons.